AUGUACGGUAAACUGACUAUAGUUCUUCUUCUCGCCGUUCCAUCAUUGAUGGUGCUGGCUCAAGAUCAACCAGUGUGCUCCUUCAACCAACUCUUCAAUGGCCAAAUCUGUACAUGUGCUCCUGGAUAUUUCUCUUCUGCCAAUGAUGAGUCAAAAACCCGUUGUGAAGAUGAGUGUGAAGAGGUCUACUCCACUUAUUUCACUUAUGGAGAAUGCGUCAGAAAUAUCUUCGGAAAGUUGCCAGCUGAUCAACAACCAGCUUGCAACAUGCGUUGUGGAAUGAGAUUGCGUCUCUGGGCCUCUAUCGGAGUCUUCACAGUUUUCGCCGCCGCCAUUGCCACCUUGGUUCUCACACUACCUAUGUGUGUGGCUACUUGCUGUUCCUGCUUACACGCUAAGAAGGCCAACAAGAACGCCAAGCGUGUCGCCAUUGAGAACCAGGCCUCUGCCGCCAGCAAGGAUCAACAAGUUGCCACCAUGAACUACAAUCCAUAUGCCUACUGGCCAUAUUACGGAAGGGCUUAA
This is a messenger RNA of Auanema sp. JU1783, 525 nucleotides long. The record is from the annotation of a GenBank genome assembly. NCBI's taxonomy places the organism in Eukaryota, Metazoa, Nematoda, Chromadorea, Rhabditida, Rhabditidae.